CCACACUGCAAGCGGCAGCCGCCUGAGCUAUAUUUAGAUCCCAGAAGCCACCAAGCUCCCUCCGCACUCCCCGCCCUUGUGCACGCUCUUCCCUCUGCCUGGUCCCGGCUCUGUGAGGUGUGAGGUCUCCCCGUUAGCCCUCGCUUUCUUUCUGCCUUCUGGGAACCGUGUCCACCACCUCUCCAUUUUGAUCAAUUAUUUCCUUGCCAUUGUCUGUUGGCCUGUCAGCCUACCCCCACCCGACCGAGAACGCCUUGACGGUAGUGAAAUGGUCUUGCCAAUGAACUCCAGGGCAGGCUCCGCCACGAUGUCAGCGCCAGGAAAUGUUGCUCUAAUGGUACCAAGUGACAGGUUGGCUUUACUGUGACUCGGGGACGCCAGAGCUCCUGAGAAGAUGUCAGCAAUACAGGCCGCCUGGCCAUCCGGUACAGAAUGUAUUGCCAAGUACAACUUCCACGGCACUGCCGAGCAGGACCUGCCCUUCUGCAAAGGAGACGUGCUCACCAUUGUGGCCGUCACCAAGGACCCCAACUGGUACAAAGCCAAAAACAAGGUGGGCCGUGAGGGCAUCAUCCCAGCCAACUACGUCCAGAAGCGGGAGGGCGUGAAGGCGGGUACCAAACUCAGCCUCAUGCCUUGGUUCCACGGCAAGAUCACACGGGAGCAGGCUGAGCGGCUUCUGUACCCGCCGGAGACAGGCCUGUUCCUGGUGCGGGAGAGCACCAACUACCCUGGAGACUACACGCUGUGCGUGAGCUGCGACGGCAAGGUGGAGCACUACCGCAUCAUGUACCAUGCCAGCAAGCUCAGCAUCGACGAGGAGGUGUACUUUGAGAACCUCAUGCAGCUGGUGGAGCACUACACCUCAGACGCAGAUGGGCUCUGUACGCGCCUCAUUAAACCAAAGGUCAUGGAGGGCACGGUGGCGGCCCAGGAUGAGUUCUACCGCAGCGGCUGGGCCCUGAACAUGAAGGAGCUGAAGCUGCUGCAGACCAUCGGCAAGGGGGAGUUUGGAGACGUGAUGCUGGGCGAUUACCGAGGGAACAAAGUCGCUGUCAAGUGCAUUAAGAACGACGCCACUGCCCAGGCCUUCCUGGCUGAAGCCUCAGUCAUGACGCAACUGCGGCAUAGCAACCUGGUGCAGCUCCUGGGCGUGAUCGUGGAGGAGAAGGGCGGGCUCUACAUCGUCACUGAGUACAUGGCCAAGGGGAGCCUCGUGGACUACUUGCGGUCUCGGGGUCGGUCAGUGCUGGGCGGAGACUGUCUCCUCAAGUUCUCGCUAGAUGUCUGUGAGGCCAUGGAGUACCUGGAGGGCAACAACUUCGUGCAUCGAGACCUGGCUGCCCGCAAUGUGCUGGUGUCUGAGGACAACGUGGCCAAGGUCAGCGACUUUGGUCUCACCAAGGAGGCGUCCAGCACCCAGGACACGGGCAAGCUGCCAGUCAAGUGGACAGCCCCUGAGGCCCUGAGAGAGAAGAAAUUCUCCACUAAGUCUGACGUGUGGAGUUUCGGAAUCCUUCUCUGGGAAAUCUACUCCUUUGGGCGAGUGCCUUAUCCAAGAAUUCCCCUGAAGGACGUCGUCCCUCGGGUGGAGAAGGGCUACAAGAUGGAUGCCCCCGACGGCUGCCCGCCCGCAGUCUAUGAGGUCAUGAAGAACUGCUGGCACCUGGACGCCGCCAUGCGGCCCUCCUUCCUACAGCUCCGAGAGCAGCUUGAGCACAUCAAAACCCACGAGCUGCACCUGUGACGGCUGGCCUCCGCCCGGGUCAUGGGCCUGUGGGGACUGAACCUGGAAGAUCAUGGACCUGGUGCCCCUGCUCACUGGGCCUGAGCCUGAACUGAGCCCCAGCGGGCUGGCGGGCCUUUUUCCUGCGUCCCAGCCUGCACCCCUCUGGCCCCAUCUCUCUUGGACCCACCUGUGGGGCCUGGGGAGCCCACUGAGGGGCCAGGGAGGAAGGAGGCCACGGAGCGGGAGGCGGCGCCCCACCACGUCGGGCUUCCCUGGCCUCCUGCCGCUCGCCUUCUUAGAGUUUUAUUCCUUUCCUUUUUUGAGAUUUUUUUUCCGUGUGUUUAUUUUUUAUUAUUUUUCAAGAUAAGGAGAAAGAAAGUACCCAGCAAAUGGGCAUUUUACAAGAAGUACGAAUCUUAUUUUUCCUGUCCUGCCCGUGAGGGUGGGGGGGACCGGGCCCCUCUCUAGGGACCCCUCGCCCCAGCCUCAUUCCCCAUUCCGUGUCCCAUGUCCCGUGUCUCCUCGGUCGCCCCGUGUUUGCGCUUGACCAUGUUGCACUGUUUGCAUGCGCCCGAGGCAGACGUCUGUCAGGGGCUUGGAUUUCGUGUGCCGCUGCCACCCGCCCACCCGCCUUGUGAGAUGGAAUCGUAAUAAACCACGCCAUGAGGACACCGCC
This is a messenger RNA of Pongo pygmaeus (Bornean orangutan), 2405 nucleotides long. It is a transcript of the gene CSK, whose product is annotated as C-terminal Src kinase. Gene Ontology annotation, biological process: protein phosphorylation. The record is from RefSeq and is a predicted model, not a curated record. Lineage: Eukaryota; Metazoa; Chordata; Mammalia; Primates; Hominidae. The transcript has 13 exons. The coding region runs from base 395 to 1747 and encodes 450 amino acids. Gene Ontology annotation, molecular function: ATP binding; protein tyrosine kinase activity; protein binding.